This is a messenger RNA of Plenodomus lingam JN3, 222 nucleotides long. The record is from RefSeq and is a predicted model, not a curated record. Lineage: Eukaryota; Fungi; Ascomycota; Dothideomycetes; Pleosporales; Leptosphaeriaceae.
AUGGCCAUCCUCCUUCGAUUUUCUAGUGCCGGACGUAUGGGAUGGUCGAGCAAAGGGUCUCAGAGUCUGGACUUCAGGAGCCAAAGAACAAUAAUUGGACGAGUCUUGACGAUGGAUUCAAGUCAAUUUGUGACUGGCAACAAUUGCACAGACAACGAACAGCAACGAGCCAAUCCUUUGGUGUCAAGCCUGGUGCGUACACCAACCAGAGUUGCUCAGUAA